UAUGAAGUUGACCUGGAAGACAAAUCACAGCUUUAACGUGGUUUGGCAAGGCCAUGCAUGUCUGAUGUGCGUGAUGGUACUAUAAGUACUCACAGCUAUACUUUGCUGCCUGUAUUUAUGUAUAGAGAUAUACUAUACCUAAAUGGCUACCAUACGGCAAUCAUCAUGACGAGAUCAUGAUAAUUUAGGCAGAUGGUGCCUGAACCAUUAUAGUUUAGAUUUCUUUCUCGCAUCUCCAUCUAUCUUGCAACUCUUUCCCAUCUAUAUUGAAUUUUCACAUUUAUACUUAUUUAUAUUCGACACCAUGCCUUUUAAUCGUCCCUUUACUUCCCCACCAAGUAAACCAGAAGACCACCAUCCUCUGCCCUGGUACAAUCCCCGCGGAUGGUCUAAUCGCAAAAAGAUCAUCUGUCUUGGAAUCACCAUCCUGAUCUUCGUUGCCAUAAUCAGCAUUGGUAUUAUUGUUGGUGCUAUCGUGGGGACAAGACCUCGCUAUCCAGACUACGUCCCACUCGAGUAUAAGCUGGUUGAUACCUAUGCCGGCACUUCCUUUUUCGACCAGUUUGAUUACUUUUCGGCCGAGGAUCCGACACAUGGAUUUGUGCAUUAUGUCGAUAGAUCGGUAGCAGAGAACCUCAACCUGACCUAUGCCACCGACGAGUCUGUCAUUCUCAAAGUUGAUACUUCUGAAAAGAAAGCAUUAACAGGCAGACGCUCUGUCCGGAUCGAGUCCAAGAACCACUAUGAUACAGGUCUUUUUAUAUUCGACAUCCUCCACACCCCCUAUGGUUGCGGCACGUGGCCCGCUCUAUGGCUGACAGAUGGAUAUAACUGGCCUGCAAACGGCGAGAUUGAUAUCCUGGAAACCACUAAUAAGGCGAAUGAGGGCAAUACAGUGACUUUACACUCUACAGCAGGCUGUCAUGUGGAAGGAAAACGGAAGCAGACUGGGUCUGCUGAGUUUCUCAGCUGCGAGGACACCAACGGUAAUGCAGGCUGUGGCGUACAAGGCACACCGGAUACUUAUGGUGAGGAACUGAAUGAUAAUGGAGGAGGGGUCUACGCCUUGGAACUGCGCAACGCCGGUAUUCGGGCCUGGUUCUUCCCGCGCCAUCUCAUUCCAAACGAUAUCGCGAAUUCCACUCCAGACCCAUCAACUUGGGGAACUGCACUGGCUGACUUUCCGAAUACUCACUGUGAUAUCUCAUCGCAUUUCUCAAACCAAAGUAUCAUUGCUAAUAUUGAUCUAUGCGGCGAACUUGGCGCACAGCCGCAGCUGUAUACUGAGCUAUAUAACUGUCCCGGGAAAUGCGAGGAUGUGGUUGCAAAUAAUCCGCAGAGAUUUCUAGAGGCGUAUUGGGAGUUUAGCAGCUUCAAGGUUUAUCAGUCUGUUUGA
This is a messenger RNA of Aspergillus wentii DTO 134E9, 1396 nucleotides long. Its product is annotated as glycoside hydrolase family 16 protein. The transcript is spliced from 3 exons. The record is from RefSeq and is a predicted model, not a curated record. Gene Ontology annotation, molecular function: hydrolase activity, hydrolyzing O-glycosyl compounds. Bases 305 to 1396 code for a protein of 363 amino acids. Gene Ontology annotation, biological process: glucan catabolic process. Lineage: Eukaryota; Fungi; Ascomycota; Eurotiomycetes; Eurotiales; Aspergillaceae.